AUGGCGCCUCCGAAGAAUACCACCGCCCUGGGUCCCGAUCCUUCGACGGCCGCCUCCCUUCGAGAUCGCACCGCGGAGGCUCUUCAUGCUUGGUGCUGUAAGAACUACGACUUCGGCUAUGUCUUCUCCCAAGCCGAGUUGUUGGAUGCCGGUAUCAUCCCAAACCAGGACCUCCAAAUCCUUCUCUCCUCCGUCGAAUACCUUACCAAAAAUUCGCUCUUCAGAGUCCACGAUCGAGCGGGCGGUGGCAUAGGUUGGGAGUUGGUAAACCCAGAUGUAGCAAAAGACUAUGCCAAUCUCAGUCGCAAUGAGCAAAUCGUCCUGCAGGUCAUCGACGGCGCAAAGUCCUCGGGGAUGUGGACCAAGCAGAUCGGGUCCAAAACCGCCCUCCACGUGAAUAUCCUGGAAAAGGUCUACAAGGUCUUGGAGGGAAGAGGACUGAUCAAGCAGAUGAAAAGCGUCAGCCAUCCCAAUCGGAAGAUGUACAUCUUGGCUGGCAUGACUCCCUCCGAGGAUGCGACGGGUGGCUCUUGGUUCUCUGAGGGACGACUUGACAUCGGAUUGAUCGACACCAUCUCCACGGUGAUCGAGCAUUUUGUUUCCACACAAAGCUGGCAAGAAAUCAAGCCUGACGAUGCGGAUGACAUCCCAGGUCAAAAGCGCAAGCGACCCAAUGGUGGAUUUGAAGAGCAUGGUGAUGACAGGGGGAAAUUGACCAAGACUGGGGAGGGACAGAACAACAAGGCCAAGUUGUCGAAGCACCAGGCUUCCUUCCAGAAAUCCUACAGACCCUUCGGCCCUGGCCACAAAUUCUAUCCCACGCUCCAAGACAUAACCAAGCAUAUCCUCAAUAUCAAAGUCACAGGUUCCAUGCUACCGCAGAACGCCAUUGCACAACUCCUCCAGGUGAUGGUUUAUGACGGUCGCCUUUUCAAACUUCAUCGUCCACCCCAUGGCAAUGAGCUUCCUGACGACCACAUCGCGAAUACCAUUACUAUGUACCGCUGCUUUAAAACCCCGCACGACAUCACGGAGCGACUUCAACUUGACAAGCGCAAAGUGAGCCACCACGACGAUGUUAGAAAAGCCGCAUAUCGGCAGGAAGAAUUGGAGAAACUGGGUGCGGGCGGGUCGAGUGAAGUACCUUGUAUGAGGUGUCCUUCGUUUGACAUCUGUGGUGACGGUGGCCCGGUCAAUGUGGUUACCUGCAAGUAUUUCGAUGAGUGGUUUGAGAGAAUUGAAGAAGCGGAUAGGUGGAAAGGGGAGAACGAAAAGGCGAAGGAGAAGGCCAAAGACCGAGACAAGGGCAAGGGCAGGAGCAAAGAUAAAGAGUAUGCAACGGUCAACGGUGAUCGAGGACCCCGUGUCGACAUUGAACUGGAACUGGAGCCUUCAUAG
Molecule: messenger RNA, 1398 nt
Organism: Fonsecaea erecta
Lineage: Eukaryota; Fungi; Ascomycota; Eurotiomycetes; Chaetothyriales; Herpotrichiellaceae
Exons: 2
Coding region: 1-1398 (465 amino acids)
Biological process (GO): transcription by RNA polymerase III
Cellular component (GO): RNA polymerase III complex
Source: RefSeq, a predicted model, not a curated record